This is a messenger RNA of Phodopus roborovskii (desert hamster), 3243 nucleotides long. RefSeq names its product POP1 homolog, ribonuclease P/MRP subunit (gene Pop1). The record is from RefSeq and is a predicted model, not a curated record. The transcript has 16 exons. Gene Ontology annotation, cellular component: nucleolar ribonuclease P complex; ribonuclease MRP complex. Lineage: Eukaryota; Metazoa; Chordata; Mammalia; Rodentia; Cricetidae. Gene Ontology annotation, biological process: tRNA 5'-leader removal. Bases 84 to 3107 code for a protein of 1007 amino acids.
UGUGGGCGCAUGCGCUCUCGGCUCGCUCAGCGGCUGCCGUGGGAGCCUUCAGACGCGCGGAGUCCUCAGAGCGUCUGGCAGAAAUGUCUAAUGCAAAAGAAAGAAAACAUGCUAAGAAAAUGAGACACCAGCCCACGAAUGUCACUUUAGCCUCUGGCUUUGGGGCUGACAGAGGUGGAGUGCGUCAAUUUGGAGGAGGGAGACCUUCCCAAUCUCAAAAACAAGAGCUUCAUUCUGGAACCUCCCAGCAAUUGCAAGUGAAGACGAGUCCCCACUUGCUUCCUGAGUCUGAUGUGAAUGAGCAAUCUUCCUCCAAAAUCAUGUUCAAGAAAAAGGGAGGCUGGAAAGCAGGUCCUGAGGGCACAUCUCAGGAGAUCCCCAAGUAUAUAACUGCUUCUACAUUCGCCCAGGCACGAGCAGCUGAGAUCAGUGCUAUGUUAAAAGCCGUGGCCCAGAAGUCGUCUAAUUCACUGGUUUUCCAGACCCUUCCAAGGCACAUGCGACGUAGAGCCAUGAGCCACAAUGUCAAACGCCUCCCUAGACGGUUGCAGGAGAUAGCCAAAAAAGAGGCAGAGAAAGCUGCUCACCAGAAGAAAGAACAUUCAAAAAAUAAAUGCCACAAAGCCAGGAGAUGUCACGUCAACCGGACGCUGGAAUUCAACCGUAGACAGAAGAAGAAUAUAUGGCUUGAGACUCACAUCUGGCACGCCAAACGGUUUCAUAUGGUGAAGAAGUGGGGUUACUGCCUUGGGGAGAGGCCCACGUCCAAGAGCCACCGAGCCUGCUACCGCGCCAUGACAAAUCUCUGCCUCCUGCAGGACUUAUCGUAUUACUGUUGUUUGGAGUUGAAAGGCAAAGAGGAAGAAAUACUGAAGGUGCUUUCUCAGAUGUGUAGCACAGACACAGGACUGACUUUUGCUGCAGUUCACUGCUUGUCUGGGAAGAGGCAAGGGACUGUCAUGCUUUACCGGGCAAAUAAGUAUCCCAGAGAAAUGCUUGGGCCUGUUACGUUUAUUUGGAAGUCUAAGAAGACCCCAGGGGAUACUUCUGAGGAUAGGCAGUUGUGGAUCUGGCUUCAUCCAACUCUUAAACUGGCUGUCCUGGAGGAAAUGAAAACUAUGUGCCACUGUUCAGAAUCCAUCAACUCAAGUGUCAGUGUUCCUGACCCACUCCUGACACCAGCCCAAGAAGAAAGUCAGCCUGAACUAGCGGACGACAAAAUUGGCAAGAAAAGAAAAAGGAAAGAUGAUGAAGGAAGUGCUAAACCAACUAAGAGAACUAUCGGUGAUGGGACUAGAGACCCGUGUCAGCCACGUUCGUGGGUCUCUCCUACUACAGGGAUUGUCAUCAGUGAUUUGACAAUGGAGAUGAACAGGUUCCGGCUGAUUGGUCCUCUUUCCCACUGUAUCCUGACCUCGGCACUGAGGGCUGCUCCUCUGCACACAGGGGAAGAGGAUGCAGAGGAGACACCCCAUCACUGGUGGAGUGACACUUCGAAGAGCUCUGAUGGAGUUUUCCUUCAUCAAAGACAAGAAGCAGUGUUUCAGUUGUUGGGAGGGAUAUCGUCACCAGCGGAAAUCCCUGCAGGUUCUAUUCUGGGGUUGACAGUUGGGGAUCCGAGAGUAAAUUUGCCACCACAGCGGUCUAGAGCUUUGCCACAUCUGGAAAGAUACCAAGAUAAUGAGCAAGUUAGACAGCUGCUUCUGGAGGGUGUGCCCUUGGAGUGUGCGCAUAGCUUUAUCUGGAACCACGAUAUCUGUAGGAGUGUCACAGAGAAUAAAAUCUCAGAUCAGGAUUUAAACCGGAUGAGAAGUGAAUUGCUGGUGCCAGGCUCACAGCUUGUUUUAGGGCCUCGUGAAUCCAAAAUACCUAUCCUUUUGAUCCAGCAGCCAGGGAAAGUGACUGGUGAAGACCGCCUGGGCUGGGGAAGUGGCUGGGAUGUACUCCUUCCCAAGGGUUGGGGCAUGGCUUUUUGGAUUCCAUUCGUCUACCAAGGUGCAAGAGUUGGGGGUUUAAAAGAGGCUAUGGUGCAUUCUCAGUAUAGAAGGUCACCUAACAUCCCAGGUGACUUCCCAGACUGCCUUGCUGGGGUUCAGUUUGCUGAAGAGCAAGCUAAGGAUCUUCUGGAAAAGUACAAAAGACGCCCUCCUGCCAAAAGGCCCAACUAUGUUAAGCUUGGCACACUGGCACCUUUCUGCUGUCCCUGGGAGCAGCUGACUCAGGACUGGGAGUCCAGGGUUCAGGCCCCGAUGCCUGGUGUCCAGGACGACCCAAGGCGACUCGGAGUGACUUUUGUCCCUGAAGAGAUCUGUCAGUUGUCUAAUGAGGCAGGCAUAUCUGGAAACCACCCCACGAAGCCAGAAGUCUCAGGCUGUGAGGCACAGGCAGGGACUGAAGUAGUCCUGGGGCCGGGUGCCAGUGAGAGCCACAUUGCUGCCACCGGUAGCCAGCUCUGCGUUCUUCGGAAUAGGAAAUUACUGAGACAGCUCUCUGCUUGGUGUGGGUCGGGUUCUGAGGCCAGGCAGGCUCCUUGCAGAGGCCAGCAAGAAUUGACCAGAAAGGCCUGCUCGUCCAUUCUGGACGAUUUCCCCAGAGCCCUGGUGUGGGUCAGGCUGUCCCUGCUCAGGAAGGGCAGCCCCGAGCCUCGCACCAUGAUCUGUGUCCCAUCUGAGGAGGACCUACUCCAGCUCAGGCAGGAUCAGUGUUACCAUGGACCCCGGGAAUCUAAACACAGCGACCCAUUUAAGAGCCUGAUUCUGAAACAGAAAGAAGAGAGGAAAAUGGAGAAGCGGCAGAGCCAAGAACACUCAGUCCCCAGGGGCCCGGUGGCGGGGGCGCCCGCGGCUGGGCAGGCAGCUCUGACACAGGGGCUGUGGUCAGGACCUCUCCCAGGACUAACUUCACACUGCUCCCGCCUCCUCCUGGGCUUUGUUACACAGGGAGACUUUUCUAUGGCUGUUGGCUGUGGAGAAGCCCUGGGCUUUGUUAGUGUGACCGGCUUGCUGGAAAUGCUGUCCAGCCAGCCGGCGGCCACAAGGGGCCUGGUGCUGCUGCGACCUCCCACCUCGCUGCAGUAUCGGUUUGCGAGAGUUGCCAUUGAGGUGUGAAUUCGGGGUCACGGCAUGGCUGCAUAUAGAUUAUAGCUAUGUUUGUCAAGUCCCAUAGAGAGUGCUGGCUGACUUAGGCUACAAUGUGAAAACUGCUAAGAAACAAGAAUUAAAAUUAUAUAGAUGAUAAUCUCUU